CGUGUGCAUAAGUACAUCUCUUAAAGACGGCAACAACCUCUUGACUGUAUGGAACAGAAGAACAUAAUUGUCUGAAAUCCGAUAGAUUUGAUUUUGUUUUAUGAGAGACAGAACUACUGUGAUACCAAUAGCUGUGAUUAAUGGGAGACGGAAGAGAGGGAGAUUGGGAGUGCAGUAGCUGUAAUAACAGAAACUACGCAUUUCGAUCAUUCUGCAACAGAUGCAAACAACCUCGUCUUCUUGUCGAUGCCAAAACUCCCGCUCACUCCAAAUGGCUCCCUCGUAUCGGCGAUUGGAUCUGCACCGGUUGCACUAACAACAAUUAUGCAUCAAGAGAAAAGUGCAAUAAAUGUGGUCAGCCGAAGGAGAUAGCAGCAAUGCCCGCAAUUGCAAUCACUGGAGCUUCUCUUCCGACUUAUACGCAUUAUUUUUCCAGGGGCCCGGCAGGAGGAUCGGAAAGCAAGAUGAAUGUUCUAAGACAGCCGCUCCUUUUGACUUCAACGAGGUCCGAUGGAGGAGAUGUCGAUAACUAUGGACUUUGUUCUCUUUCUUCCUGGCCUUUAGGUGGAAAUCAAAUUUUGGAACCUUUAUAUGCAAAUCAGCCUCUCUCAGUUGCAAAAGGAUGGCGAAAUGGGGACUGGAUUUGUAAUUGCGGUUUCCAUAAUUAUUCUUCACGUGCACAGUGUAAAAAGUGCUAUGCUUCUAUACCUCCAGCACUUGGAACAAAGCGACUGGCAUCUGAAGAUUUUGCCCAGGAUUUGGAGAACAAGAGAUUGAAUUUAGGAAAUAAUGUGCAGAUAAAUGGACAACAGCAAACAUAUCCAGGAUUCGAUCAUAUAUUAGGGACCAUUGGGAUUCCAAGGUCAGGGAUGAAUGCUCCCUAUCCCAGUCUUGGCUUAGGUGUAGCUCCAAAUUGGCAAUCACCUAUCCAGUUUCCACAUCAAGUUACAACACCUGCACUCCUUGGGAAAGGAGCAAAGCAAUGGCGUAAUGGAGAUUGGAUGUGCACAAACUGCAGCAAUCAUAACUAUGCUUCUCGAUCACAGUGCAAUAGGUGCAAGACGUUUAGAGAUAGGGUUGUGCAGCCAGUCGAUGCUGUAUAGCUGUGAGUUGAUGUUUAGAUUAUUGUCCUUGCUGAGGUUUCUUUCAUUUUUACCGCAAUGUUUGAUCUUGAAGAGCUGGAAUUCUUUGAUACCCAUUUCAUUUCAUCCCAUACGUUAAUGAUUGUAGAAAUUAGCAAAAUUUUGGUCGUUGAAAUACCAAAUAAUGUACUGAAAGCUUAAAUUUUCUUAAUAUGAAUAGAGUUGAUGUGAGUCACAUACCAUUUCGAAGGCA
This is a messenger RNA of Mercurialis annua (annual mercury), 1335 nucleotides long. RefSeq names its product ranBP2-type zinc finger protein At1g67325. The transcript has 7 exons. Gene Ontology annotation, molecular function: mRNA binding. Lineage: Eukaryota; Viridiplantae; Streptophyta; Magnoliopsida; Malpighiales; Euphorbiaceae. Gene Ontology annotation, cellular component: cytoplasm. The record is from RefSeq and is a predicted model, not a curated record. Bases 141 to 1103 code for a protein of 320 amino acids.